AUGUUUGUUCGCAAUGUUGCAGUUUGGGCUGUGGCUCUAAGUGUUACUGUUUCGACGGUUUUGAGCGAGAGUGCUGUUAGUGAAAAAGUCGCGAGGGCUGAAGGAGACGAUGGCAUAGCAAAACGUCUUCUGUUUUCCACAAACCCCAAUGAUUCCAAUGGCCCUUCUAUAGCCGAUCUCUUUGAUUCAAAUGGAGAUGACGAUGAUGACUCGAUCUCUGACUUCGUUUCGCAAUUGCUUGGGGGUGACGGUGGAAACCCUGGCUCGGGAGGUGGUUCUGGCAAUAACAAUCCAGGGAACAACAAUCCGGGUGGUUCUGGCAACAACAACCCAGGGAACAACAACCCAGGAGGGAAUAACAAUCCAGGAGGGAAUAACAAUCCAGGAGGUAACAACGACUCCCCUGGAGGCUCAGGUGGUAAUACUCCUGGCAACUCCGGAAGCGGAGGAUCGAAUGGAUUCCCCAACUUCCCUGGCUUCCCUGGCUUUGGAAAUGGCGGAGGCUUAAAUAAUAACCCAGGCAACAAUAAUCCAGGAAACAAUGGAGGGUCAAAUGGAUUUCCUGGAUUUCCAAACUUCCCUGGCUUCCCUGGCCUUGGAAGUGGUGGUGGUUCAAAUAACAACCCAGGGAACAAUAAUCCGGGAAACAACGGGGGCAAUGGAGGUGUAAACAAUGGAGAAUGGUCUCCCUAUACUCCACUUAUUCAAUUUCUACGAGGCGAAGGAGCUAAUUCAGCUUAUAUUUCCCAAUUUUUAAACAGGUUGGAUGCUACCGCCGUUGCCGCCUUUCUACGUAGAGCUGGAUUUGCUUCUCUCGCCGAAUUUCAACAAGAGGCUGCUGCAGGUCUAAUCUCAAUUGGCGACUUUCUUACUUUUUUGGAUGCACUCUCACGCUACAAUUUCUUACAGUUACUGGGAUUUCCGUUCAUUAUUGGCUUUCCAAACCCACCCGUAUCUCCAAGUGCAACUAGUUCGCUAGCUAUAGUAACCCCGACUACGAGCGUUGGUAUUAUUGGAGGUCCUACGACUACUACGACUACUACGAGACCUACGACAUUCAUUCUUCCUAGCCCUUCAACGUCUUCAACUAGAGCAGUCAUUGGAGGUCCUUCGACCUCACCCUCCACCUCCCGAGUUGUGAUUGGUGGCCCUUCGACAUCCUCGACACGAGCGAUUGUCGGCGGUCCUUCAAGCUCCUCCACCAGAGCCAUUAUCGGAGGCCCAUCCACUACCUCUAACCGUAAUCCUAUUGGCGGUCCUUCCACUUCUUCAACAAGAGCCAUUAUCGAAGGUUCUUCGACUUCGCCUUCCACGUCCCGAGUUGUGAUCGGUGGCUCUUCAACUUCCUCUACUCGAGCUAUUGUCGGCGGCCCUUCCAGUUCCUCGACGAGAGCAGUCAUUGGAGGUCCUUCAUCAUCUCCCUCAACCAGGGCUGUUGCUGGUCCUUCAACUUCCUCUAAUCGUCCAAUUAUUGCUGGCCCUUCAACUUCUUCGACCAGGAAUAUUAUCGGAGGUACUACUUCAAGUGCAAGAUCGUCUACUUCUACAGACUUGAUAGCAACUUUUAGGACGUCUAGCACUAGUUCUUCGACCAGAGCACUUGGAGCGGGUAGUUUAUCAUCGAUCUCUUCGCGGAUUUCCACUCAAGGACUUGGAGCAUUGUCCAGCUCUAGUUCCUCAUCAACACGAGUGAAUGCCUUGUCUACAAGUUCUUCGGUCCGUUCCAGUACUAGCUCCUCGCCAUCUUCAUCUCGCACUGCUACCUCGGCUGUUGGCCUUGGGGCUAGUUCUACUACAUCUCGGUCAUCAUCUUCUUCUCGAAGUACCACAGCCGUGGGUCUUGUGGCAAGCUCCACUUCGACUAGGACAUCAUCUUUCUCUUCCUCCUCUCGUAGCAUUACUUCAGCUGUAGGUCUAGGGGCAAGUUCUACUUCAUCUCGGUCAUCUACCUCGAGUAGUAGAUCUUCAACCCUUUUGGCCGUCGUUAGCUCUAGUACUAGCCGGUUAUCUUCUUCCAGUUCACGCACAUCGUCUUCAACCCAGUUGGGUCUCGGUGCUACCACUAGUACCUCAAGAUCUACCACUCUCUUCUCAUCCACUAGAACUUCAUCCACCAGCUCUAUUCGUCCAACUACGAGUGCCGCUUCUGAUUUAUUAGUAUCACCCAAUGGAAGAUGCGGACCUCAAUCUAAUUCCUUAUAUACGUGCCAAGAUAGUCCUAAUGGGAAUUGUUGUUCGAGAUUUGGAUUUUGCGGUCAUGAAGCUGAUUGGUGCACGGCUGGCUGCAACCCCGCAUUUGGAACCUGCGGACUGGGGCAGUACCAAGGAUUGACGACUUCGAGUAGUUCAACCGCUGUGGGCCUUGCUGGAACUUCUAGCUCCACUUCUAGAUCAUCAUCUAGCUCUAGAUCUUUUUCGUCAUCCCCUGUCGGCCAAGGAUUAAGCACCAGUUCUACAAGAGCAGCUACGCUAAGUACCAGUCCAACUGCACGGCUUGUUGGAACUUCUAGUUCGACUUCUAGAUCUUCUUCAUCAACGGCUGUGGGCCAAGAAUUAAGUACUGGCUCAACACGAGCAACUGCUUCAAGCUCUAUUUCUACAGCACAACUUGUUGCUGGAACUUCCGGUUCUACUUCCAGCUCAACAAGAGCACCUACUUUAAGUACCAGCUCGACUGCACGGCUUGUUGGUACUUCCAGUUCCACUUCUAGAUCCUCGUCAACAUCGGCUGUGGGUCAGGGUCUAAGCACCACUUCAACAAGAGCAGCUGCUUCGAGUACCAGCUCAACAGCAAGGCUCGUUGGAACUUCCAGUUCUAGCUCGAGUUCCAGGUCUUCAACAUCAUCAGUAGUCGGUCAAGGAUUGAGCACUAGUUCAACAAGAGGAUCCACCUUGUCAUCUAGUACAAGACCAAUUGCCGCCACCGUUAGCACAAGUUCAACACGCUCAUCCACAGCCGUCGCUACUUCCGCUAGCGCAUGUAGACCAGUCGCAGCCCCUGCUGUGACCCUCUCCUUGACCGCAACUGACUGCUGUCAAUACUACAUCACCAAAUCUGGCGACACAUGUGCCAGCAUUGCCUCUCGUCCUGGCAUUCCCGGCUUAAAUCUCGUUGUUCUAGCUCUUCUCAAUCCAAAUUUAAGAUGUGUGGGACAAGGACCCCAAGUUGGUGUCGCCGUCUGUGUUCUGAAUAUCCAACUAUCCCUCGUAGGCAACCUUGUAUCACCUGGCGAUCCCUCAACCGUAACCUCUUCGGCUAUCGCAACUCCAAGCCCAUCUCAGACAGUGCCUCAAAGCUUCUUUAUUCAGGCUCAAAAUUCUGGAACGGUAGCUGAUGGCACCAGUCUUAUGAUUCAACAAGCAGCGGAAUAUUUUGCUGGCUUCAAUUUGAAUUAUGGUCAGUCAGUUUUCCCAUUCACUUAUGACCCUGCUACCGGAUACUUGACAUCGGGCCUAUAUAUUCUAUGGGCUACAGCAUCAUAUUCACCUCCAUCCAUCAAGGUGGCUCCAGCCGGUUUUACAGGAUGGGUAGUUCCGGCUUGGCCAUUGGUUUGUAGCAUAGAUGGCAAUUUGAAGGUGUCGUGUACGGCCAAUGAAGGUCUUUAUGGGAAAUUUUACCUCAUAAAUGCAAACAAUGACGGACAAACUGAGCUCGCUAUUGGAAAUGGCGCAACAACAAGUUCAAUCAUCGUUGCGCCAGUUGAUCUUUAUCUCGUCGGCAAUGAGGAGGAGGAAUAG
Messenger RNA from Botrytis fragariae, 3738 nucleotides. RefSeq names its product putative carbohydrate-binding module family 18 protein. Bases 1 to 3738 code for a protein of 1245 amino acids. NCBI's taxonomy places the organism in Eukaryota, Fungi, Ascomycota, Leotiomycetes, Helotiales, Sclerotiniaceae. The transcript is spliced from 15 exons. Gene Ontology annotation, molecular function: chitin binding. The record is from RefSeq and is a predicted model, not a curated record.